Molecule: messenger RNA, 1587 nt
Organism: Verticillium alfalfae VaMs.102
Lineage: Eukaryota; Fungi; Ascomycota; Sordariomycetes; Glomerellales; Plectosphaerellaceae
Product: high-affinity methionine permease
Exons: 4
Coding region: 1-1587 (528 amino acids)
Biological process (GO): amino acid transmembrane transport
Cellular component (GO): membrane
Molecular function (GO): L-amino acid transmembrane transporter activity
Source: RefSeq, a predicted model, not a curated record
AUGGCUGACAACUUUGCGCCCCGCGUCUUCGGCGACGCCCCUGUCGCCGCCUCUGGCACCGACAAUAAGGACGGCUUCCUGCCGGCCGCCUCUGACAAUGACAGCGAAGUCGACGACUGUGUAGGCCGCAUUGAGCAGAAGCGCGAGGCUAAGCGCCAGAUUGGCAUCAUCAGCGCCAGUUUCCUCAUCUUCAACCGCAUCGUUGGUACUGGUAUCUUCGCCACGCCUUCCAGCAUUCUGCGCUCCUCUGGUUCCGUCGGUCUGGCCCUCUUCAUGUGGGUCGCCGGUAUGAUCAUUGCCUUUGCUGGUACCGCCGUCUACAUGGAGUUCGGCACCGCCAUUCCCAAGAACGGCGGUGAGAAGAACUACCUCGAGUACGUCUACCGCAAGCCCAAGUUCCUGACCACCGGUCUGUACGCCGGCUACGUCGUCCUCCUCGGUUGGGCUGCCGGUAACUCGGUUGUCUUCGGCGAGUACAUCCUUCACGCCGCCAACGUUGAGAUCACUCGCUUCAACCAGCGUGGUGUCGGUCUCGCUUGCAUCACCACGGCCUUCAUCAUCCACGGUACCGCCCUCAAGUGGGGUCUGCGCCUGCAGAACCUCCUCGGUUGGAUCAAGCUCACCAUUGUCUUCCUCAUGAUCAUUGCUGGCUUCAUUGCCCUCGGCGGUCACCUCAAGAUCGACAACGACUUCAACAACUUCGACAAUGCCUUCGAGGGCACCACCGGCAGCGCCUACGGUGUCGUCACCUCCAUCUACAACGUUAUCUGGUCCUACGUUGGUUACAGCAACGCCAAUUACGCCCUCAGCGAGACGAAGAACCCGGUCCGCACCCUGAAGUUUGCUGCUCCCAUCGCCAUCGGUGCCAUCUCGGUCCUUUACAUGUUCAUCAACAUUGCCUACUUCGCUGCCGUUCCCAAGGAGGAGAUCCUGACCUCUGGCCGUCUCGUCGCCGCUUCGCUGUUCCGUAACGGUCGUCUUGUCCAGGAGCUCGGCCGCGAGGGUAUCCUGCCCUUCUCUCGCUUCUGGGCCAGCAACAAGCCCUUCAACGCACCUCUCGCUGGCCUGUUCGAGCACUGGCUCAUCUGCAUCAUCGUCAUGCUGGCCCCCCCUCCUGGCGAUGCCUACAACUUCCUCCUCAACCUCAUUUCGUACCCUCUUGCCAUCAUCAACGUCUUCGUCGCCGGUGGUCUCGUUCACCUUUACCUCAACCGCUCCGCGUGGAACUGGAACCCUCCCUUCAGCGCUUCGCUCCCCGUCGUCAUCUUCUUCCUGCUCAGCAACAUUUACCUCGUCGUUGCUCCCUUCGUUCCUCCCCCUACGCCCGAGCAGAACCAGUACGAGAACCUUCCCUACUGGAUCCACUGCGUGACCGGCUUCGCCGUCCUCUUCGCUGGUGGCAUCUACUGGGCCGUUUGGGCCAAGAUCCUGCCCCGCAUCGGCAAGUACGAGCUUGUUCGUGAGACCGUCAUCGACGACAUCGAUGGUUGGGAGCGCAACGUCUUCUUCAAGCGCCCCAUCGGCACCACCGCCGCGCUCGAGCAGGAGGCUGCUCAGUCUGGCGCCGCCCACAGCAGGGCCUUUUAG